GCCCCAGGGCACGCUCGCUCGAGCACGAGCACUGCACCCUCUCAUCUGCCGGUGCUAGCUCCUCCUAGCUUUCUCCCCCACUUCAGCCGGUAGCCUCUUCUUGAGAGAAGCUAGCAGGAAGAGGGAUCGAGCAAGAUGAUGAGCGGCAAGGCUCUCCUUGUCGCCGUGCUCUUGGUGGGCGUCGCCUCCCGGUGCUCCGGCAGCAGGGGCCUGCAGGGGGAUCACAUCGCUGAGCAGAAGUACGGUGGCGGUGGCUACGGUGGCGGCGGCGGCGGAUACGGAGGCGGAGGUGGUGGCGGCGGGUACGGAGGCGGAGGUGGUGGCGGUGGGUACGGAGGCGGCGGCGGCGGCGGCUACACGCCCGGCUACUCCGGCACCGGAACCUGCGACUACUGGAAGAGCCACCCGGACGCGAUCAUCUCGUGCAUCGGGUCGCUGGGCAGCAUCCUGGGGUCCUUUGGCGACGUGUGCAGCGCCUUCUUCGGGAGCAAGCUGCAGACGCUGCAGGACGCUCUGUGCAACACCCGCACCGACUGCUACGGCGACCUCCUCCGCGAGGGCGCCGCCGCCUACCUCAACUCCGUCGCCGCCCAGAAGUACGCCUACACCACGCAGCAGGUCAAGGACUGCAUCGCCGUCGCGCUCACCUCCGAGGCCGCCGCCGCCGCGCAGGCCGCCAUGUUCAAGAAGGCCAACUACGCCUGCCACUACUGAUCCAUCGAUGACGACGAAGCUGCUUCUUCCAUCAUUUCGUCGGCGUAGACGCGUAGUAUCUAGUGCUUGUGUUAAAUAAAUAAGACGUGUGUACGUGACUGUGUGUGUGUGUGUCCGAUCCCCAGCGUCGCCUUCGUCCGUUUCAGCGCGUCGUCGUCUUCCCAUGAAUACAUGAUGAUGCAUGACGCCAUGCCGUCUCGUUGUCAGCUUCUUCAGUAGUGAUGAUACCUGCUUUUCCUUGUCGUUGUUGCUGAUGUGAUGAGAAAUUAGAAGAGUUUGGUUGGUGGUGAAAA
Panicum virgatum (switchgrass) is the source of this 1007-nucleotide messenger RNA. Its product is annotated as loricrin-like. The transcript is spliced from 3 exons. The record is from RefSeq and is a predicted model, not a curated record. Bases 136 to 714 code for a protein of 192 amino acids. Lineage: Eukaryota; Viridiplantae; Streptophyta; Magnoliopsida; Poales; Poaceae.